AUGGAUGCCACCAUUCUCCCCUCUACAACAGCCAUGUCGGCAGACGCAGUUCCGGGCCAGCAACAUCACUCAAUAGUUGCCCGUGUCGGUAAUCCAGGCGCUUCACCCUCUUCCAAACGUCAUGCAGCGCCAUGGCCGCAGUCAGCUUUUGCCGAGUCGCUUAAGAAUGCCCACGUGCGAAGUCCGGCGAGCCUGCUAAGAUCCCAAGUUGACGCACAACCACAACCCAGUCGAGGCCAUAAGAGGAGCGCAACAGGCGAGAUCAAACCGGCCAUACGCCACCAGAAUCACCGUCAAUUCCCGGGCAACGGGCUUAAUGGGCAUUUGAGAACAGCAAGCGUAGACUCGACGGGGAAUAGAAUUGCAGAGUUAUCUGCCCAGCUUCGAGGCCGGCUAUCAUACGCAGCGGCCAAAGUGGAACAAAGCCGGCAAUUACGACGGCAGGGAGACCGCGUUUCACCUCAGACAGGCACCUCCGACGUGCGGGAUGCAAGACAAUCGGUACAAGGAUCGCACCGACUGCAUAAUGGCUUCUCGGAAGACAGCGUUGUUUCGGCUCCAGCGUUGUCACAAUCUCAUAUCUCAUCUUUGAAGGUCACGAAUGGGACAACCAAUCAAGCUCGCGCAAGACCGGCGCCGCAGCCAUCAUCAAUGUUACAGACUCCCAGGCUCGCACCGCCGGUGGAUAUUACCGCUGGGGAUAGACUAAGAACAGCGCGUCGGCGACCUAAUCCCAACGAAGUGGAUGGUAUACCGUCUCACAAUUCACUAUCACGACAUCGUCGCCAUCACUCGGAACAGGAAGGAGAUACGGCUCUUACAUCUGAUCCUAGAUGGGCUAAUACGCCAGAGACCUCUCUGCUUACGCCAUCACAAUCCAGGCUCAAUGACCAAGUAUUGGCACCUUUGCUGUCAAGUAAUCAAUCCCCCGUGAAGCGACGAACGCCCUCUCAAAACGCGCUGAUGGAAAAAGAUGCAAUAGAAACCCUGUUGUUCAUGUCGAGUCCGGAGAACUCGGGUUAUCAUUCUAGCUCACGGGUAACGAAAUCCAGUGUCAGUGUCAGUAUAGAAGCCCAAAUGGCAGCCAGCGCUCAUGAUUCGUCACAAGGGAGUAAUGUAUCUCGGUCGAAUCAAAUGGGGACUUUUGAUUCUUUCAACCACAAGGUAUUACGCACAGCGUUGCCUGCACCGAGGGCGGGCAAUCAUUCAAUCAACUUAGAAACACAAGCAGGCGAUGAGAUCGAUCGGCUUUUAGAUCAAAUGGAAGUUGACAGAGGCAGCGAUGUAGAAUCGCGUCUGGUAUCGUACGAGUCUGAUAUUGGUGCUAGUGAGCAAUUUGGAGCGUACGAACUUGGUGAUGCUUGCAAAUGA
This is a messenger RNA of Talaromyces atroroseus, 1371 nucleotides long. RefSeq lists its product as hypothetical. NCBI's taxonomy places the organism in Eukaryota, Fungi, Ascomycota, Eurotiomycetes, Eurotiales, Trichocomaceae. The coding region runs from base 1 to 1371 and encodes 456 amino acids. The record is from RefSeq and is a predicted model, not a curated record. The transcript is spliced from 2 exons.